ACAAAAGAGGUGAUGGAAUUCCGGCCCUUUUUGUUUGUGUUUUUGACCUGGGGCGAACGUUAGACAAAAAUCACAUCAGGGAAAUCUACUUGCAAAGAUCCGACACAACUUUAUUGCAUCGGCUUUUUCACAUCACUUCGAGACAGAGAAUAAUGAUUUCAUAUUUAACUGACUAUUCUAGCAGCCAACACAACACAUCUCAGAACUUCGCCACAGAGGUAAAGAAUACUUUAAAAACGAGAGUUCUAUUCAGAUGGUAUGAGACGAGGGAACGCUGCCCAAAAGACGUGGAAAUCGGUGAAAGACGGGAAUCGACAGAUCUUCCAUAACAGAGGGGAGCCAUGACAUCCCUCACUUGGAGUCAGGACACUUACCUACGGACAUAGAGUUAGUGAAAACACUUAAGAGUGCCAAAGACACAGAAUAAGGAACAAACAGAUAUUCCUUGACCAAGAUCACUGACCUCAACAAGAACCUCAGAAAACGACAAACAACAAAGCAUCAAAAGUCUGCGUUAAAAUAUCGGCAAACAAGAGUACAAAAACAGAAGUACUAGACUUCUUUGUUAAAAGUUUAGAAAAAUCAUUUUUCUCCGAAAAAGAGAAUCUGAGACGUGGAAAACUGAUGAAAUAACUGGAGUAUUGAAAUAAAAGAAAACAAUUUUGGCGAAAGAUUAAAUAGUUAUUUGUUGACAAAGCGUUCAGAUUUUCCGUUGAAAGGGAAACCAGAUACGCAAAAAUCAAUACAUUAGAAAACACCGAAUCGCCUGUAAAAUUGAGAGCUAAGUGACAUUUUGAGUGGAAUUAAGGGACUCCAAAGCAUUUGUAGGACUGGGAUUAAAGACAUCCAGGUGCAGUGAGUUGAAGAAGAAGAAACCAAAGCAUGAAUUUCUCCUUCAUAGAAGGAGUCAACACCACAAGCACGAUUUCAACAAUGUCUGUCAACUUUUCUGUUGCCGCAACUACUGCAUCCCUUACCACAAGCGCUUCGUUUCCAGCAACUCCUGUUCCAAGCUCCACCGUGUUAUCUCCGUGGCCAAAUUCUACUUACAACGGCACCUCGCCUUUAAGCACCAAUUCCACACCAGCACGAGUGCAGCCUUGCCUUACAGAGUGGCUCGGGAUCUGGGCACUAGUUUUUCUCACAUCCGGUUACAUCCUGAUCUUUGCCAUCGCAACUCUCGUCAAUUCCAUCAUUAUCUAUGUGGUGUUAAAAUACCGGAACACAAAAACGGCCUUUAAUUAUCUGAUUGUAAACCUUGCAGCGAGUGAUAUACUCCAUGCUGUUGUCGUGUGCCCUUUAAGUAUUGGGGCGUUUUUCUAUAAGGGUGUAUUUCCAGGCGGGGACUUCGGUCUCGCUGUUUGCAAGCUUCAAGCUUAUCUCCUGACCGUGCCAAUAUCCGUGUCGGUCCUAACAAUGACGGUGAUAUCGUUUGAUAGGUAUCUUGCUAUAGUGCACCCCUUAAAGAGGGCGCUUAGCGUCAAGGCAGUCACUUGGGUUGUCUCGUUUAUCUGGCUCGCUAGUGGCGCGCUCUUUGCGUACGAAAUUGUACGGUUCAAACUUCUGCCGCUAGGAAACGGAGAUGUUAUAUGUGGCGUGGAUUGGGGGUUUGGCCCAGGAAUUGAGAGCUCUCUGGCGAAGGCUGAUAUGAUGAUCAAGCUAGUACUCCACUACAUCCUGCCCCUACUAAUCAUGGUAGUGCUCUACACCAUCAUACUCCUGUAUCUAUGGCAACGAAAAGCACCCGGGGAGUUCAACGACUCUCACCAGAAGCGCCUAGAGAUUCAAAAGCGUAAGGUUAUCAAGAUGCUGGUUACCAUAGUGACGGUUUUUGCAGUCUGCUGGGUGACGGUGCACGUUAAUCACGUGAUGGUGGUGGUGGAUCGACAAAUGUUCGACUGUCAGGUCCCCCUCUGGGUCAUUAUGUUUAUGUACAUGGUGGCGCACUCGAACGCGGCCAUCAACCCAUGCCUGUACUUGGUGUUCAACCAGAGCUUCCGGGAGGGAUUCAAGAAUAUAUUCAACAAGGUCCAUCGCAGACAAAUAACCAUCAGCGAGCGCAAUUCGACAAUCAGAGAAGUGAUUAGUGGAGCUACUGCGAUACCAAACUCGGGCUACGAACCCUUCACCCCAAAGCUCACAUCCAAGACGCUCAACACGUCAGCGGGCAGCGAUAACUCGGGCUACUCCGGACAAUCGGCUGCAGACAUCGCAGACUCAAGAGUGUGAAUCGGACUAACCUGUUUAAUACGACCGCUGCAAGCACUGCUGAGAGAUUUACUUCAUAAACUGACCUGUGUAAUACGACUGCUGCAAGGCGCCUAUGUGUCAUUUACUCCAUAAACUGACCUGUGUAAUAAGACCGCUGCAAGGCACAUCUGAAUCAUUUACUCCAUAAACUGACCUGUGUAAUACGACCACUGCAAGGCACAUCUUAGUCAUUUACUCCAUGAACUGACCUGUGUAAUACGACCGCUGCAAGGCACAUUUGAGUCAUUUCCUCGAUAAACUGACCUGUGGAAUAGGACCAAUGCAAAGCGCUUCUGAGUCAUUUCCUCCAUAAACUGACCUGUGGAAUACGACCGCUGCAAGGCACAUUUGAGUCAUUUACUCCAUAAACAGACCUGUUUUAUACGACCGCUGCAAGGCGCUUCUGAGUCAUUUACUCAUAAACUGACCUGUGUAGUACGACCACUGUUGCGCAGUCCUUUACGCCAUUUAUGACUUGUAUAUUAGGACCAGUGCAAGGUUCUUCUGAGUCCUUUACACAAUUAAUGAACUGUAUAAUACGACCAGUGCAAUACACUGGAUAUGUCUUUACACAAUUAAUGACCUGUAUAGUACGACCGGUGCAAGGCGCUGCAAAGUCAUUUACACCAUUAAUGGCCUGUAUAAUACGACCAGUGCAAGGCGCUGCAGAUUCCUUUGUUUCAUUAAUGACCUGUAUUAUACGACCGGCACAAUGCACUGGAAAGUCCUUUACACAAUUAAUGACCCUCGCAAAAGCGAGAGCCUUUGUGAGGUUUUAUUCUACGCAGUUACUACGCAGUGGCUUAUGCCCGACAGCCGGGAGAUCUUAGAUGGACUAAAUGCCCGACAGUUUUUAAUUUUUUUACAAAUAACCCAAUACAUUGUCUUCCUAUUGAGUUCAAAGUAUUCUAUUUUUGUUGAGAAAAGGCAAGCGAAGCUGAAUUGAGCUUUGCUGUCGGUAUUGAAUGCUUUCCGUUGUCUGUGAUUUUAGUAAUUUUAGUGACACUUAGGAUUUUUCCACGUGUCUACAGCUCUCAAUUUACGAAAAUAUCACGGGGAAUUAUCUUCCUAGUGAGUUCAACGUUUACUAGGAAGACAAUUUACUGGGUUAUUUAAAACAAAUUGAAAACUCUCGGGCAUUUAGUCUAUCCAAGACCUGUCCCUACUUAUUUUAAGCGUAUGGUGAUUCACGCUGGUAUGUAAAUGACAUUCUUCACUGUAGAGGGAUGUAGCAGGGGGUGGGCCGCCGGGGGCAUGUGCCAUCCCCUUAACAAAAAUAAAUGGGCGUGGCUGUGCCCCCCUAUAUUUUCUUAAUGAUUCAGUAUUGUGCCCCCCCCCCCCCCUCCCUGCCAAUUUUACGUGGCCUGCUACGGCUCUGCUGUACUAAAACAAAAUAAAAAAAAUGGGAAUAUUCAGGUGAUCAUUUCAUUUCGUUGUAGUCAAUGGCUCAAUUGCACACAGUAUAACACUCAAAUAUAAUAGAAUAAAAAUACCAAUUGCUAUGACAAUAGAAUAAUAAUAAAAA
Nematostella vectensis (starlet sea anemone) is the source of this 3775-nucleotide messenger RNA. RefSeq names its product neuromedin-K receptor. Gene Ontology annotation, biological process: neuropeptide signaling pathway. Bases 883 to 2229 code for a protein of 448 amino acids. Gene Ontology annotation, molecular function: neuropeptide receptor activity. NCBI's taxonomy places the organism in Eukaryota, Metazoa, Cnidaria, Anthozoa, Actiniaria, Edwardsiidae. Gene Ontology annotation, cellular component: membrane. The transcript has 4 exons. The record is from RefSeq and is a predicted model, not a curated record.